This is a messenger RNA of Pangasianodon hypophthalmus (striped catfish), 2397 nucleotides long. RefSeq names its product solute carrier family 5 member 8, like (gene slc5a8l). NCBI's taxonomy places the organism in Eukaryota, Metazoa, Chordata, Actinopteri, Siluriformes, Pangasiidae. The transcript is spliced from 15 exons. Gene Ontology annotation, cellular component: membrane. The record is from RefSeq and is a predicted model, not a curated record. Gene Ontology annotation, biological process: propanoate transmembrane transport; sodium ion transport. Gene Ontology annotation, molecular function: organic acid:sodium symporter activity. Bases 1 to 1839 code for a protein of 612 amino acids.
AUGGCUGGUGGUGGAGGUCCAACGGCUACAUUCUCAGUCUGGGACUAUGUGGUGUUUGCCGGGAUUAUUUUGGUAGCUGCUGGCAUUGGGCUCUUUCAAGCUUUCCGAAGCCGUAAGGAUAACAGCAGUAUUGAGUUCUUGCUGGGUGGCCGCCAGAUGACAGCAGUGCCAGUCGCCAUGUCCCUCACGGCCAGUUUCAUGUCUGGGAUCACGGUGAUUGGCACUCCUGCGGAGGCCUACAAAUAUGGCACGGCAUUUUGGCUCUUUGCCUUCUCUUACACCAUAAUGUCUGCCAUCACUGCAGAGAUCUUUGUGCCUCUGUUCUAUCGCCUGGGCAUCACCAGUACAUACGAGUACUUGGAGCUGCGCUUCAAUAAGGUUAUUCGAGUGAUCGGAACAUCCAUGUACAUAGUCCAGACAGCUUUGUACACAGGCAUGGUUAUCUAUGCUCCAGCGCUUGCCCUCAAUCAGAUUACUGGCCUGGAUCUUUGGGGAGUGCUGGUGGCCACAGGAGUCGUCUGCAUCAUCUACUGCACUCUGGGAGGCCUGAAGGCAGUGAUAUGGACAGAUGUGUUCCAGAUGGUCGUUAUGCUGGCCGGGUUUGUAGCAGUCAUCGCUCGUGGGGCCGUGCUUCAGGGAGGCCUGGGAAAAAUCUGGGAAGAUAACUACAAUGGUGGACGCUUAGACACGUUUAGUUUUGAUCCAGAUCCUCUGAAACGGCACAGUUUUUGGACAAUAGUUGUUGGGGGUAGUUUGAUGUGGGUGUCAAUGUAUGCCAUUAACCAGUCACAGGUGCAGCGCUAUAUCUCCUGUAAAACUAUGACCCAUGCCAAAAUGUCUCUGUAUGUAAAUAUGGUGGGAUUGUGGGUUACUGUGAGUCUGGCAAUAUUAUCUGGCCUCACCAUGUACUCUAUCUAUAAAGACUGCGAUCCUCUUACUAACAAAGAUGUUGGUUCUUCCGACCAGCUCCUACCAUAUCUAGUGAUGGACAUUCUAGCAGAAUUUCCAGGCGUUCCUGGCUUGUUUGUAGCAGCUGCAUACAGUGGAACUUUAAGUACGGUAUCAUCCAGCAUUAACGCUCUGGUGGCCGUCACAGUGGAAGACUUUGUGAAACCUAUGUGGCCCAAUCUGAGUGAAAAGCAGCUGUCGUGGAUUAACAUGAGCAUGAGUGUUUUUUUUGGGGCUUUGUGCAUUGCUAUGGCAGCAGUUGCCUCUUUGAUGGGAAGUAUAUUGCAGGCUGCCUUGUCUGUAUUUGGUAUGAUCAGUGGACCUCUGUUGGGGCUUUUCGUUCUGGGCAUGUUCUUCCGUUGUGCUAACCCCAUUGGUGGCCUGACUGGGUUAAUAACUGGCCUGAUUAUAACCCUGUGGGUGGGCAUUGGCGCUCAGGUGUACCCUCCUUUACCGAAUAAGACCAAACCACUUGCCCUCAGUGUGGCAGGAUGUGAUUCUGGAAACACAAACAUAACCACUACAGUGGCAGCAUGGACAAGUACAGCCCUACCGACCACAGAGUCAAGCAUUGUGAGACCAGCUCUUGCAGAUUCCUGGUACUCUUUGUCCUACCUGUACUUCUGCCCUCUGGCCUUGCUGGUGACGAUGAUCACUGGGCUAAUCGUCAGUGCCAUCUCAGGUGGCUGUAAACAAGAGAAGAUAAACCCAGAGAUGUUUGUUAGGAAGGAAGACCUCAUCUGCUUUGGCUGCAGUAGAACGUGCACUAAGAACCCUGCAUCAGACUUGAUUGAGAAGGUAGGGCCAGAACAUCUGUAUGGCUUGGACAAUCCUCAGUUCACUGACAGUGAACUGAAACUGAAGGACAGUGACAAGAGCACCAAGUUAUAAACUAUUUUUCUGUCACUACAUUAGAAUGAAUUUAUUCAUGAUACUGUAAAACUUACAGUACUGGCUACAGGUUGGUUGAAAUAAUUUUGUCCUGAGACAUAGAACCACUGUAACUAGGACAGUGGUCAUUUUUUUAAAAAGAAAAUUUAAUCAAAUACUUAAUUAUAAUUUUAAACAGCUUUCUUUGUAAUGGGAUGUGUAUUCUUGGGUAACUUUUUAUAGUUGAAAUCUCAGGGCAGCCUAUUUAUUAUUAUUUUUUUUUAUCUUGAAUUAAGUAUUAUUUGUAAUGCAAUAUUCAGAGACUGAUUGUAGAUGGCAUGGUGGGGCAAUUGUUAGAACUGCCCGUUAAAUGUGUGUGUGUGUGUGUGUGUGUGUGAGAGAGACACCCUGUGAUGGACUGGCGUCUUAUGCAGGGUGUUUUCCUGCCUCAUGCUCAGCACACCUGUGAUAGGCUCCAGAUCCACUUGACCAGGACAAUGUACUUAUAGCAGAGGAAUGAAUGAAUAAAGUGAUUGUGUUUUUGUAAUUAUACAAUUAAAACAAAAAUAUACAAGUAAA